Molecule: messenger RNA, 3557 nt
Organism: Gigantopelta aegis
Lineage: Eukaryota; Metazoa; Mollusca; Gastropoda; Neomphalida; Peltospiridae
Product: armadillo repeat-containing protein 1-like
Exons: 9
Coding region: 93-932 (279 amino acids)
Molecular function (GO): metal ion binding
Source: RefSeq, a predicted model, not a curated record
UGACUGUAUGCUUUGUCAUUGGUGGCAAAUUUAACAAAUUUUGUUUUAUUUAGUUAUCUUUUAACACUACGUGAACAUUCAUCAUCAUCAUCAUGGUAACGACAAAUGCAAUUUUGAGUAUGAAAGCCUUGGCAACAGAUCCAAAGAAGAGAGCAGCAUUGUCAAAGGACAAAACCUGCAUUGGAGGACUUGUGGUUGUGCUGUCCAACAAAGACACCAAAAUUGUCAUCCUUGCUUUAGAGACACUGCUCUUGCUAGCAGAAAGCCCUGAAAAUUGUCCUGGUCUCCGAGAUUUCAUUGGCAUGAUGGAUCAGCUGGAGUGCCUUCUCAGACAUGAUGACAAGCCUGACGUGAAGGAUUUGGCUGAGAAACUCUACCUGUUGUUGACCACCACUGAACUGCUGCAGCAAACACCACUGAAAGACAGCAGCAACACCCAAGGCCAGUCAUCUAGAAGAAAUAGCAGUUUUCAGAAAAACCGGAGUUUGUUGGCUAACGGAAAGUACAAGAACAUGAUUCUGCAGAUACGGGGAAUGAUAAAUGUGCAUGACCGAGAUUUGUGCAUGAGACUUCUGCUUCACAUAAAGGGUGUGGUCAGUAUAACCUUUGACCUCAACAAAAAAAGAUGCAUUCUCAAAACAAAGUCUGACGUUAAACCAGAGGCUCUAGUUCAUGCCAUAUCGAAGUCACAGACCAUGAUUGCCCAGCAGGUUGUUAAAGAGGAGAAUGGUGAAGAGAUGCUGCUGUCAUUUGGUGCACACGGCGACGAUGCUGACAAGGAAAACUCUGAGCUGCCGGACUACCUGUCUGACGAUGCCGACAGCCCAGUUGUCGAUACGAAAGCCAUGGCUCGGACGGGCGAUGUCGAGAAGAAGAAAGGUGGCUGGAUUAGGUCUGCAGCCAGUUUUCUAACCAACUCAUUUUACUGGUGAUGGAGCCAUUGUCAACUGAAGUGUUUCAGCACUCGGCUAUAACGACUGUUUGCACAUAGUGCUUGGCUUAUUGUGAAAGAACGCAACCAAGUUCAUAAAAAUACAUUAACUUUGGUCAUUUAAAGAUUAUAAGGACUGACUAAACUGUGGGGUUUGUUAAAGAACACCAAUACAUUAACAAAAAUACUUAACUUUAGUAAUUUAAAGAUUACAAAGUACUGUUUGACCUGUAGGGUUUGUUAAAGAACACCAAGUUCACAAUAAUACAUAACUUUUAGUAAUUUAAAGCUUACUAAGUAAAGACUGUUGACCAUACUGUGGGAUUAUGAAAGUUCAGUAAUUAGUUAGCAAUGUUGUUCGAUACUGGCUAUCUAAAUGUAUAUUGUUUUCUUAGAUGACAAAAUACAACAAAAAAUAUGACAGUUGUCAAAUUUGCAUUUUGAUGACUUAUUAUGAAUUGUUAAAACAUUUAAAGGCUGGGAUAUGUUUGGCUAGUUUAUCAGUCAUAUCAUAUGUGAUUAGAAAGUUAUUGCAACAUGCAAUGAAAAUCUGUUUUUCUAAUUAUUUUCUGGACGGAUUAUAUUGGAUAUUUGUGUGAAAUACUCUUAGUGCUUGUAGAUUUAUUUUUCCUACGAGUGAAUACCCAAACUGUGUACACUGUUUUGUGUUUACUGCAGUAUUCUUACAUAUUACAGCUCCCUGUCAUUUUUUCUUUAGUUGAUUUAACAUUUAGUAUCAUUGUUUUUCAAUUUUAAAUAACACACCUCUUUCCACAUAAUUGUGAUCCUAUUAGUUUAGUUCACUUGUUUUAUUUGACCAUUUUUGAUAAUUAUCCCCCUUUGUACAGCGUUAUUUACUUACUUUUCAUUAUGUUUCAUUAGUUCAUGGCACUUUUUUAAUGAACUAAUGUCAAGCUAUGAUAUGUAUAUAUUUAUGUACUUGCAGUGCUAAUGAACUUAUGCUAAGUCACAGACUUCAGUUUACUAAUGUGUUUUGAUUCUUGGAGAUGAUUAUUCCCUUUAGUACUUUUUAUGACUUUCACCGUUAGCCUCGCAUAAUAAUUUUAAACUUGUCACACAUCAUGUUCCAUUUAAGAUUACUAUUUGUUGUAAUUUUUCAACCAUUUCUGACAGCAAUUUUUUUCUAACAUGGACAGCAUUAUAGAAUUCUCUUUUGAAUUUUUCAAUGUAUUGAGGUGUUUAAAAGUAAAAUCUCGCCUCCACCAUAUUACAUAAUAAUACCAAGCAGUGGAAUAUGCCCUGCUUCUGAGUUUCAAAAUAGAAAAUAUAAUCCAUUUUUAUGUGACCUUAUUUAGUAGAUUACUAUAGCCAAAGGAUAUCGAAGGAUGACGUGCAUCAGUAAGAAAAUUAAUGUGGAUGAUCUAUUCUAAAUGAUAACAUAAUAAAAAUAUACUUGAGGUUACAGCUUUAAAAUGUGACAGAUUAAUUGCUUUUAGUUUUUCUAUUUCUUGAGACAUUGUUUAUUAAGAUUUUCUGUUGCUAAUGUGCUAUUUCAUCUUGUAUGUUUCUAAGUAUUUUGUUGGCUUUGUAUCAUGUUAAUGUGUUAUCUAUGAAGAUGGAGUGAUUUCGUCUGACACACAGUUAAAUAACCACGCAUGCAUUCACACUACACUACUCAUCCAUCUCCUUUUGUACCCCUGUGUGUUGGGUUCAUCUGUGUAAUCUGUUUCUUUGUAAAACACAUUCUAAGACUGCACCUACACACUACACUGUUAGACUGAUAAUCUGUUUUUAUUUUAAUUUGUUUUAAAGCUCCAAUCUCCAGUAAUCUAAUAACAUCAUUUAACAUAUUUAACUGAUGCAGCAUGCAAACACAGUUACAACAUUAAAGGCAGUCGCACAGCACCUGACUUAUUAGAUGAUGCAAUAAAAUAUUGGCUGGAAUUAUGUACAUUUAAUUUGAAUUAAAAAAAGUAAUUUAUUCAACAUCAUAUCAUGUUUGUCACGCACGUAGGAAGGUGCCAGAAAGUGUGUGUGGGGGAACACACACACAUACAUUUAUAAAUACACGUAUCCAUGUAUAAAUAUAUAUGCUGCUACAAAGUGGUGGGGGUGGGGGGGGGGGGGGGGGCACAUGUCUCCCUUGCCCCUGCUUCCUACGCCAGUGUUGUAGAUAACUUUGUAUAUAAUUCACGACCUGCUCUGGGUGGACAGAAAAUUUAGCCAAACUGACUAUUAAAUUACAAAAAUUGCACAAACCCACGGUUAUUUUCAAUCAAUAUAUAAAUCAUUAUGGUACAUAAUAAUAAGUUGUUCUGAAUGAGUUAGAUACAAAAUAAAAAGCCAAUGUAGCGAGUUAUUUUCAGUCUGCCUGUAUGUUAUAAAACACAAGGCCUGUGAUUCCUUGGUACAACUUAAGUCUCAUCACAUUGUUUUUUUAAAAUACAAAUUAACUAAAUAGGUCUCUGCUCCCACCUUCUGUAAGUGUAAUUGGUGAAAAGUGAAAACCACAUUAUUUUGUAUAUGACUUGGAUUACAUGAUUGUAAAUGGUUCGAUGUUAAAAAUACAUAAGAGAUUGGGGCUUUAAGGAAAGUAUUCAGACUAUGUCCAGUCUUUUGUGAUAAUGUAUGCUUUUCAACAAAUAAACAUGUUUUUGUUUUUAAA